Molecule: messenger RNA, 2451 nt
Organism: Dendronephthya gigantea
Lineage: Eukaryota; Metazoa; Cnidaria; Anthozoa; Malacalcyonacea; Nephtheidae
Product: nucleolar protein 10-like
Exons: 23
Coding region: 116-2140 (674 amino acids)
Biological process (GO): maturation of SSU-rRNA from tricistronic rRNA transcript (SSU-rRNA, 5.8S rRNA, LSU-rRNA)
Cellular component (GO): 90S preribosome; nucleus; nucleolus
Molecular function (GO): protein binding
Source: RefSeq, a predicted model, not a curated record
ACUUCUACGGGUUGGAAUUCAAUAUGGCGGCCCAAGUGGUGAAAACCAAGUUUUCUGCAAUAUUUCUUUUGGCUUGAUGUGAAACUGUUUUGUUUUGGUUUUUGUUUUUUGGAAAAUGCAGGUUUCCCAACCUAACGAUGUCAAGAUCUAUAAUCUCUCUGCUGGAAAAAGUCUACCAGAGUGGCUGUCUGAAAGACGGAGAAGGCUCCUCCAAAAGGAAGAUGUUGAUAUACGGAGACGAAUUGAACUCAUUCAGGAUUUUGAAAUGCCUACAGCUUCAACCAAUAUAGAAAUAUCACAAGAUGGGAAUUAUAUUCUUGCAUCUGGCUGCUAUAAACCACGUGUUAGGUGCUAUGAUUUAUCUCAAAUGUCCAUGAAGUUUGAGCGCUGUUUGGACUCCGAUAUUGUUAGAUUUCAAGUCUUGUCAGAUGACUACUCAAAGAUUGCAUUUCUGAAUUGUGACAGAUAUGUUGAGUUUCAUGCACAGUAUGGACGUUAUUACAGAACAAGAAUUCCAAAGUUUGGCAGGGAUCUUGUGUAUCAUUAUCCUUCAUGUGAUUUAUAUUUAGUUGGAGAAAGUUCAGAAGUCUAUCGACUAAAUUUGGAACAAGGAAGAUUUUUAAAUCCAUUGCAAACAGAAUCAGAAUCCAUCAACUGUUGUGACAUUAAUCCUGCCAACCAACUUCUUGCAGUCGGUACUGCUCAAGGCCAUGUGGAAUGUUGGGACCCACGUUCAAGGACUCGGGUCGGUAAAGUUGAUGUCGCCACAAAUAACUUAGGAUUAGAAAGUGGUUCAACUCGGAUACCAGAAGUAACAAGUAUGAAAUACUGUAAUGGUCUUCUUCUUGGUGUGGGUACCAGCACUGGACAUGUAUUAUUGUAUGACAUACGUUCUGAUAAACCUGUUCUGGUAAAGGACCAUCAAUAUGGUCUGCCAAUCAACAGUCUGGCAUUUCAAAAUGAUGUGAAUAUGGUCCUUUCAACUGACUCUAAAAUUCUUAAAAUUUGGCACAGAGAUUCAGGAAAACCAUUCACAGCUAUUGAACCUGGCACUAACAUAAAUAAUUUGUGUUCAUACCCAAACUCAGGUUUGAUAUUUAUGGCUACGGAAGCUCCAAAGAUGCUCGUCUAUUAUGUUCCGUCUCUGGGACCAGCCCCAAGAUGGUGCUCAUUCCUUGACAGUUUAACUGAAGAGUUAGAGGAAGAUUCUCAGCCUGCGGUAUAUGAUGAUUACAAAUUUGUAACGAAGCAAGACUUGACAAGUCUAGGAUUGUCACAUUUAGUUGGUACAAAUCUUCUUCGAGCUUACAUGCAUGGCUUCUUCAUUGAUAUACGAUUGUACCAUAAGGCCAAGGCCAUUGCAGAGCCGUUCGCUUACGAGGACUACCGCAAGAAUUUGAUAAAGAAGAAAAUCGACGAGGAACGAGAAAACAGGGUUGUUGCUAAGAAGUUGCCAAAAGUCAAUCGUCAACUCGCAGAGAAGCUUUUGGACGAAGUGUCAGAGAAAAAAAUCGUUGGAAAAGUUGACGUCAGCAAUCCUCUUGGCGAUGAACGUUUUGCCGCCAUAUUUACCAACCCAGAUUUCGAAGUGGAUGAGGACAGUGAGCAAUACCAACUACUUCAUCCUAUAAUUUCAAAACGAGAUAAAGAAAGGAAAGAGAAGAAGAACGAACUGGACAAAAGGUUGGAAGAUUUCAACGAGAUUUCGGAUGGUGAAGUUGAAGGUGUUGCAAGCGACGUGGAUGAGUCUAGUUCUGAUGAUGAUUAUGAAUGGAGACUGGAGUACAAGAAACAGCAGAGAGAUAAACAGGGCUCCAACAGGAAGCCUAAGUUUUAUGAACUGAAAUCUGGCGAGGAAUUCACAUCCGUGAAACAACCAGAGGAUGACAAGCGAAAGAAAAAUGUUUCCCUAGGAGAUCGAUUGAAUGAGGGAUUGGACACGAGCAUUAUAAAAUCCAGCGGUUCCUCGUUUGGUGGCAAAGAAAUCGUAUUCAAAAUUGGCAAGAACCAACAAGAGAUUGCGGAGGAAAACGUCGCAAAGGCUCACAGGAACGAGAGGCAAAAACUUCGUCGCUCAGCCAAAUCUAUUUUGCCGAAAGAGAAACGUGCUGUCUACUGGAGAGGAAAGAGAGUGAGGUGAUCACGUGCUGUGUGACGUCAUACAACGCCAGAGAACAUUACGUCAUGACAUAACGUCAUUGCAUGUAUGAAGAAGUACGAGGAACAUUACCAAGCCGACUUUGUUCGAAGUGAAGGAACACUUUGUAGCCGAAAAAUAUAUUAUUUUUAAUAGUUUGGACUGGUUUGAAGUAACGUUCUUAUUGCAAGGACUAAAAAUGAAACGUUUUAAAUUUAAAGAAAUGUUUUACAUUGUAAAUUUCUUCUCAUUUUUACUGUCGGAGUAGCUUAUAUUAGCACAGAUGGAAAGCCUGUGUACUAAUUUAUUUGUAC